GCAUAGUAAAAGAUGUAAAAGUUUUUAACAAUAAGUAAUGAGAACCAUGACGGAAGCAAAUAUUCAUAACAAAUUUUUGAGAUGAUAAUCCGAUGCUCUUUUAACAACAAUCAGCAACGCAAGUUAUUGUCAGUCAAUUUAUUUUCUUGAAAGCGGUUUGUGGUAAAAAGUUUAAAAUGGCCAACAUCAAUGAAGAUGAAAUUGACGAUAUUAGAGAAAAGUUUGACCUUUUUGAUAAGAUUGGGGACGGAAAAAUUUCAGAUGUUCAAAUUAUUGAUGUUCUUCGGGCGUGCGGCUUAAACCCACUUACUAAUGAUGUCGAAAAGAUCAAGAAAGAUUCAUCCUUGGUUGGAAAACGUAUUGACUUAGAAACUUUUUGUCCAAUUUAUGAACAAAUAGCAAGUAUGUCUGGUCAAGCAACGUAUGAAGAUAUGGUUGAAGCUUUUAAAACCUUUGACCGCGACCAGACAGGAACAAUUUCAGCUGGUGAAUUGCGUCAGUUGCUUGUAAAUUUAGGUGAUACAUUAACAGAAGAGCAAGCGGACGUAAUUGUUCAACCACACGAAGAUGAAAAAGGUGCGGUUUCUUACCACCAAAUAAUUAAACACCUCAUGGCGUCAUAAUUAGUAUACUUGUUGUAAUUAUAUGUUUAAGUUGAUAGUUCAUUUAA
This is a messenger RNA of Hydra vulgaris (swiftwater hydra), 670 nucleotides long. RefSeq names its product myosin light chain 6B. NCBI's taxonomy places the organism in Eukaryota, Metazoa, Cnidaria, Hydrozoa, Anthoathecata, Hydridae. Gene Ontology annotation, molecular function: calcium ion binding. The record is from RefSeq and is a predicted model, not a curated record. Gene Ontology annotation, cellular component: myosin II complex.